AUGUCCUUUCAUUUGAGCACUAAGGAGCGUUUGCUAUUGCUAUUAGAUGACAUUGAAUUAGUGGCAAAAGAGCUGAUCGAAAACACAGUUGCACCAAAGCAUCAGAANAAAGAUGAAGAGUUCAGAAAAAUGUUAGAAUUAGCUGAUGAGCAAGCUAAAAUCGAGCAAAAAAUGGACGAGCUGCGUGCCAAAGUUGAAGUGCAUGAUCGGGAAAUACAAAAGUUGCAAAAAUCACUAAAGGAAGCGGAACUUAUACUUUCGACCGCAAUUUUUCAAGCACGUCAAAAAUUGGCUA
This is a messenger RNA of Rhagoletis zephyria (snowberry fruit fly), 295 nucleotides long. RefSeq names its product mediator of RNA polymerase II transcription subunit 4-like. The record is from RefSeq and is a predicted model, not a curated record. Gene Ontology annotation, molecular function: transcription coregulator activity. Lineage: Eukaryota; Metazoa; Arthropoda; Insecta; Diptera; Tephritidae. Gene Ontology annotation, cellular component: mediator complex. Gene Ontology annotation, biological process: regulation of transcription by RNA polymerase II.